Scomber japonicus (chub mackerel) is the source of this 2768-nucleotide messenger RNA. RefSeq names its product tyrosine-protein kinase CSK-like. Gene Ontology annotation, biological process: protein phosphorylation; adherens junction organization; regulation of Fc receptor mediated stimulatory signaling pathway. Lineage: Eukaryota; Metazoa; Chordata; Actinopteri; Scombriformes; Scombridae. Bases 521 to 1876 code for a protein of 451 amino acids. The record is from RefSeq and is a predicted model, not a curated record. The transcript has 13 exons. Gene Ontology annotation, molecular function: protein tyrosine kinase activity; protein binding; ATP binding.
CCUGAAGUGUCCCCAAAGUAGUUUGAGUCGUCUACAAAGCAUUGCUGCAGUUUAUUUGAACCUAUUUUAUAAUCGCUUCAGUUCGCUACAUGUAACUUUUUCCAGAGGAGGACCGUAGAAACUUCAGUGAUAAGUUUGUAGAAAAAAAAGGUAGUAUUUCUCAUUAGGCUAUAUAAGGCUAAUUUGCAAAAAAGCUGACAGGAGACGCAGAACAGAACAAGUCUACGCUGGUUUUUAUUGAGGUAUUUUUGGACUGCUGCAGUUUCGGAUAACCUGAAACAAAUUUCACUUCCUCAUCCGGACUUGAUGUGUUUUCCGCUUCGACAUCAACUGUCGGUAAUUUGUUUGGUGAAUGGGACUUUGUCUGCCGUCGCUCAGAUGAAAACGGACGUCGGACUGUAGCUGAAUCACCUGUUAUUGUGUUAAUUUCCUCUGCAAACAGGUAUGCGUGUGUGUGUUUACCAGCUCUAAUGUUAGCAGCUAGAAAACGUCACCUGUGAGAGGAUCAAACCGCCUCACCAUGACAGAGGUCCAGACUCCAUGGCCACAGGGCACAGAGUGUGUGGCCAGGUACAACUUCAAAGGCACAUCAGAACAGGACCUGCCCUUUAACAAAGGAGAUGUGUUGACUAUCAUUGUGGUCACAAAGGAUCCAAACUGGUACAAAGCUAAAAAUGCUGCAGGUCGUGAAGGGACGAUUCCAGCCAACUAUGUUCAGAAAAGGGAGGGUGUGAAGUCUGGAGGCAAGCUGAGUCUAAUGCCAUGGUUCCAUGGGAAGAUAACACGAGAUCAGGCAGAGCGGUUGCUUAACCCGCCAGAGACAGGCCUGUUCUUGGUGCGAGAGAGCACCAACUUCCCCGGUGACUACACCCUGUGUGUGAGCUGUGACGGCAAGGUAGAGCACUACCGCAUCAUCUACAAGAACGGCAAGCUCACUAUCGAUGAAGAGGGCUAUUUCGAGAACCUCAUGCAGCUAGUAGAGCACUACACCAAAGAUGCAGAUGGCCUGUGCACCAAACUACUCAAGCCAAAGGUGGAGGAGGGGACUGUGGCGGCUCAAGAUGAGUUUUCCAGGAGUGGCUGGUCGUUGAACAGAAAGGAGCUCAAGCUACAGCAGGUUAUUGGAAAAGGAGAGUUUGGAGAUGUCAUGAUUGGAGACUACAGAGGGACUAAAGUAGCUGUCAAGUGCAUAAAAAAUGAUGCUACAGCACAGGCCUUUAUUGCGGAGGCUUCUGUCAUGACGCAACUACGGCACGAUAACCUGGUGCAGCUGCUUGGAGUGAUUGUGGAGGAGAAUGGGAGUCUGUUUAUAGUUACGGAGUAUAUGGCCAAGGGCUGUUUGGUUGAUUACCUACGUUCCAGAGGACGGACAGUACUUAGUAGAGAUGCUCUCCUUAAUUUUGCACUUGACGUCUGUGAAGCCAUGGCGUACUUGGAGACCAAUAACUUUGUCCACAGAGACUUAGCCGCCCGAAACGUUCUUGUGUCAGAGGAAAACUUGGCUAAAGUCAGUGACUUCGGUCUGACCAAGGAAGCCUCUUCCACUCAGGACACUGCUAAGCUGCCUGUGAAGUGGACAUCUCCAGAAGCCCUCAGAGAAAAGAAAUUUUCCACCAAAUCAGAUGUUUGGAGCUAUGGUAUUUUGCUUUGGGAGAUAUACUCUUUUGGUCGAGUGCCAUACCCGAGAAUUCCAUUAAAAGACGUUGUGCCUCGAGUGGAGAAGGGAUACAAAAUGGACUGUCCAGAUGGCUGUCCUGAAGUGGUGUAUAACAUCAUGAAACAGUGCUGGAACCUGGAUCCUGCUGCUCGACCGAGCUUUCAAAUGUUGAAGGAGUGGCUACAACAUAUCAUCCAAGGGACGGGCAAAAAACAAUGAGAGAAAUCUGACAAAACAGAUGCAAAAAGUGACUUUUGUCUUCCUUCGUUUUGUGCAUUGGGACCAUAGCCUGGGAUAAAAAAAUAAAUAAAAAAAGACUUCUUCAUUAAACUGUCAACAUUUAUAUUUCUUAGUGUCAUCUUUUACCUCAGGUUGUUUAAAUUGCAGUGACUCUUGAUUGGGGCCCAUCUGAGAAGGGCGUUGUGCUUAACAUGUCUUCCUGUGCUCUGUUAUUGAGAGUGAAUGAUUAACUGUCAUAUCAACAAGUUUUUUCGUACAACACAGUGCUGCCUCAGAGCCACAGUGCCUUACCCUGUUUUUUUUUUUAAUGUCAUUAUAGUGGCAUCAUUUUAUUUUAUUAACUCGUGGACAGUACAAUCAUUUGACUAAGUUGACUGAAUCCAUGUAUCUGUUUUAAAAAGAAAAGAUGCUUCAAAGCAAGAACUCAAUUUGUAUACAUCAUUAACCGCUGUGUGAUUGUUUUUUUGUUUUUUUCAGAGUUUCCAGGUACACUUUUUUUUUGCAUGAACUCUUGAAUGUUGAAUUAUUUUGUUAAAAGGACUAAGUUAAAAUGACUAUAAUUAUGCAGCUUUAUUUUUUCAAUGUGAUGUAAUUUUAAACAUGUUAUAAGCUUAGUUUUGAACCCCUCUGAAAGUCAAAAAUGGAAGCACAGGUUUGGACAAACGUCACCUUUACUACUGACACAAUGACACCACCCAGCUCAGUCAUCAUCACUCCCAUGUACAGAUUGUUUUCAUUUUACAUCAAUACCUGUUUUAUUGUGGGAAUCAUUUGAUUUAAACAAACUGUUAUUGUCUGUGUAAUGACAAAAAGUUAUAAAGUGACUGUGCUGCCACUUUUAACAAUAAAAAAAAUGAAAAUAUUUUGAAAA